AAAGAGAGACGCACAGACGAUCAGACCUCAGACCAAACUAGCAGCUUCCUCUGAGUGAGUCCAGCUACAGGAGAGAAAAGUGGAAAACUCCAACACUGCUGCUUCAAGCUGCUGACGCUCCACACACUGAAUCUUCACUCACAGACUCAAUGGCUUCCAGAUCAGAGGAGGAUCUCUGCUGUCCGGUCUGUCAGGAGGUCUUCAGAGAUCCUGUUAUUCUGUCAUGUAGCCACAGCUUCUGUAAAGACUGUCUGAAGAGAUGGUGGAUCAAAAAACGGAUACGAGAGUGUCCAGUUUGUAAGGAAAUAUCUUCAAAGGAAGAACCACCUUUAAACCGGGCUUUAAAGAACCUGUGUGAGUCGUUCUUACAGGAGAGAGAUCAGAGAGCUUCAGAGGCUCUCUGCAGUCUGCACUCUGAGAAACUCAAACUCUUCUGUCUGGACCAUCAGCAGCCAGUUUGUCUCGUCUGCAGAGACUCAGAAAAUCACACCAAUCACAGAUUCAGACCCAUCGAUGAAGCUGCACAACAACACAAGAAGGAACUUCAGGAAACUCUGGAGCCCUUAAAGAAGAAGUUAAAGGUUUGUGAAGAAGUUCAAGUGAAGUUUGGUCAAACAGCAGAACACAUUAAGGUCCAGGCCCGACACACAGAGAGGCAGAUUAAGGAGCAGUUUAAGAAGCUUCACCAGUUUCUAGCAGAGGAAGAGGAGGCCAGGCUGGCUGCACUGAGGGAGGAAGAGGAGCAGAAGAGUGGGAUGAUGAAGGAGAAGAUGGAGGCUCUGAGCAGAGAGAUAGCAGCUCUUUCAGACACAGUCAGAGCCACAGAGGAGGAGCUGAGAGCUGAAGACGUCUCAUUCCUGCACAACUACAAGGCUGCAGUGGAAAGAGUCCAGCGCUGCCCCCUGCUGGAUGAUCCACAGCUGCCCUCAGGAGCUCUGAUAGACCAGGCCAAACACCUGGGCAACCUGACCUUCAACAUCUGGAACAACAUGAAGGACAUGGUCUCCUACACUCCUCUCAUUCUGGACCCAAACACUGCUCAUCCAAACCUCAUCCUGUCUGAAGAUCUGACCAGUGUGGUAGAAGGAGAUGAACAGCAGCUUCCUGAUAAUCCAGAGAGGUUUGAUUUCUACUGCUCUGUCCUGGGCUCUGAGGGCUUUAACUCAGGGACUCACAGUUGGGAUGCUGAUGUUGGAGACAGUAAAUGGUGGAGACUGGGUGUGUUAGCAGAGUCUGUGCAGAGGAAGGGAAUCAUUCAGUCUGAAUUAUGGACUAUAUUGUUAUAUAAAGGUACAUACUCAUCAUGUUCACCAUCAGCUGGAUCCACUGAACUCUCAGUAGAGAAGAAGCUCCAGAGGAUCAGAGUGAAUCUGGACUGGAACAGAGGAAAGCUGUCGUUCUCUGAUCCUGAUACUAACACACACAUACACACCUUCACACACACUUUCACUGACAGGAUGUUUCCAUAUAUUUGGGCUGAUGAUGAAGUGAAGGUGUUGCCGUUGAAGGUGUCAGUGUCAGUGAAGCAGAUGAGUUGAGGAUGAUGAUAUUUCUAAUGUUGUUUCCUGUCAGUGAAUUGAAGCUGUUAAACUGCAGCUGUCCUCCUGCUGCCUACUUAAACAUAUUGUUGAAAUCACAAUUCAUAUUUGGCUUUCAUUCACUUUAGUCAAGCCAGCACUCGCCAUAGGGUAUGUUAUAUAAAUAAUCUCCUGACUGAAUACAGACUUCAACUGAUCAUGCCUUUCCCUGUUUUGUCUAGAUUCUGGUUUUCUAGUGUUUUUCUUUGUGUUUGAGGAACCAUGGUUGCUACAGCUUCAAGGAAAGUUAGAUUUACGAAUUUUAAUGUCAGCUUUGUUCUUGUUAGGAACAAGCUAAUAGCUAACUUGCUCGAAUGUGAGCUGGAUUUCUUUUUCCAUAACACAAAGUUUGAAACACUUCAUACACAACUGUUCCUUGUGUUUCAUGACAUGUCUUCAUUGUUGUUUUGAAUGUGUUGCUGUAUGGAAUAUGCAGUGUGUGCGAGCAAAGUUAAUAUAGUUAAUAUAUUUUAGUAUUUAUAUUUAUUGUUAAACUUAUUUUGUGUAUUUAGUAAUUUAAUAAGUAAAUUCAUGGUUAUGAUUGAACUAAAAUUAUUUUUAUUGCAUUAUUGUUGGAUUGAUUAAGUAAAACCAUGAAUAUGUGUGCCUUAAAGGCUUGGUUUAUAGUUAAAAACCCAGCAUUCUGGAUUUAUGCAAAUGAGCACAUGCGUCGCUAAAGGGGGAGAGAGAGAGAGAGAGGAAAAAGUUAGUAUAGCAGAGGCAAGAUGCUGCAGGAGAGGAGGACAGAGCCACAGUUUUCUACUGUAGUGUGUUUGUUGUUCAGGAUAGCUUAGUCCUAAUUACUCCUAUAAGAAGAUUUACAAGCUGUGGAAUAAAUUUUUGUUUAUAUCUUUUCA
Oreochromis aureus is the source of this 2434-nucleotide messenger RNA. RefSeq names its product zinc-binding protein A33-like. Gene Ontology annotation, molecular function: protein binding; zinc ion binding. Bases 150 to 1538 code for a protein of 462 amino acids. The transcript has 2 exons. The record is from RefSeq and is a predicted model, not a curated record. NCBI's taxonomy places the organism in Eukaryota, Metazoa, Chordata, Actinopteri, Cichliformes, Cichlidae.